AUGGCAGAAAUUGUUCCAACCUUCACGGCCCUCCAAGCAGUCGACCAUUCCUCGCCAGCAUCCAACGAGACGCUAGCACCUAACGGGCCGAAGGUUAACGUGGUCAAAGCUGCGAUCCAGUCAACUGCGGCGUAUCCCAGACAAGAAGGACACUGUGAUGCUAUAUUCACGGCUGGCAAACGUGGAAUUCAAGAGCUGCCAGUCAUGAGCACAAGGCGUCAACGAGGUCCCCGGUGGACUUCGCUUUUUAUGCUAUUCGCGUUGUUAUGUUGUUUGUUCGUGCCUGCUGAAUCUGUAAAGCACGAGAACUUCAAAACUUGCGACCAAUCCGGCUUCUGCAAGCGCAAUCGUCAAUUCGCUGAUGACGUAUCCGCUUCGAGCUCCUGGAGCUCACCCUACGUGCUCGAUCCCGCCUCGCUCACCUUCAAAGACGGCCAAUUGGAUACUAUUGUGCUCAAGACACUGAAGGAGGGCGAGGAGAAGGUCCGACUGCCUCUUACCGUUACAUUCCUCGAUUCCGGCGUUGCACGCGUUACCCUCGACGAGGAGAAAAGGGCAAAGGGCGACGUCGAGCUCCGACACGACAGCAAGGCGAGGAAGGAGCGAUACAAUGAGGCUGGCCAAUGGGCUCUCGUUGGGGGGUUGAAGCCCUCUGCGGGUGCUGCUUUGAGCCCUGAUGCAGCGGACGGAUAUACAAAGGUCGUCUACGGCAAGGGCAGCAAGCAUCAAGCUAUCAUUAGACACGCACCUUUCGGCAUUGAGUUUCAGCGAGAUGGCGAGACCCAGGUCAAGUUCAACGAGCGUGGCUUCAUGAACAUCGAGCACUGGCGCCGGAAGGUCGAGAAGCCUCAGGAAGAGAAGAAGGAAGGUGAGGAGGAGACCAAGGAAGAGGAGAAGAAGGUCGAGGAGACGGGCGAAGACGAGAGCACAUGGUGGGAUGAGAGCUUCGGUGGUAACACCGAUAGCAAGCCCAAAGGUCCUGAGGCUGUUGCGAUGGACAUCUCGUUCCCUGGCUACGCACACGUCUUUGGUAUUCCUGAGCAUGCGACUAGGCUAUCUCUCAAGACCACGAGGGGCGGUGACGAUGCAUACACCGAGCCAUAUCGCCUGUUCAACGCCGACGUCUUCGAGUACCUGAUCGACAGCCCCAUGACUCUCUACGGCUCUAUCCCGUUCAUGCAAGCUCAUCGCAAGGGCUCGACCGUCGGUGUCUUCUGGCUCAACGCCGCCGAGACUUGGAUUGACAUCACCAAGAAGAGGAACACGGCCAACCCACUUGCACUUGGUGUUGAAGGACAUACUGAUACUCAGACCCAUUGGAUCUCCGAGAGUGGCCUGCUGGACGUUUUCGUUUUCCUUGGACCGACUCCCCAGGACCUCACUCGCCAGUAUGGUGAACUGACUGGUUAUACUGCCAUGCCUCAGUCCUUCGCCAUCGCCUACCACCAGUGCCGCUGGAAUUACGUCUCUGAUGAAGAUGUCAAGGAUGUAGACCGUAGAUUCGACAAGUUCAACAUCCCCUACGAUGUCAUCUGGCUCGACAUUGAGUACACACAAGAGAAGAAGUACUUCACCUGGGAUCCUCUGACCUUCCCCAACCCUGAUACCAUGCACGAGCACCUUGACAAGCAUCAAAGGAAGCUCGUUGCCAUCAUUGACCCUCACAUCAAGAACACUCACGACUACCCCGUCAUCGACGAGAUGAAGAAGAAGGACCUGGCUGUGAAGAACAAGGACGGUGCCCAGUACGAAGGCUGGUGCUGGCCUGGCUCUUCCAUGUGGAUCGACUGCUUCAACCCUGCCGCCAUCGACUGGUGGAAGAGUCUCUUCAAGUACGACAAGUUCGUUGGCACCGCACCCAACACUUUUAUCUGGAAUGAUAUGAACGAGCCAUCGGUCUUCAAUGGCCCUGAGACGACUAUGCCCAAAGACAACAUCCACCAUGGCAAUUGGGAACACCGCGACGUGCACAACAUCAACGGAAUGACUUUCCACAACGCCACGUACCAGGCCAUCAUGGAACGUAAGAAGGGCGAGUUGCGCCGACCGUUUGUGCUAACGCGUGCCUUCUACUCUGGCAGUCAACGCAGCGCUGCCAUGUGGACGGGUGAUAACCAAGCGGACUGGCCUCACCUGGAAGCUUCCAUUCCCAUGGUGCUCAACCAGGGAAUUUCCGGUUUUCCAUUUGGUGGAGCAGAUGUUGGCGGCUUCUUCGGUAACCCGAGCAAAGAGCUCUUCACUCGUUGGUACCAAGCUGGUAUCUAUUACCCGUUCUUCCGCGGCCACGCUCACAUCGAUACUCGUCGUCGUGAACCCUACGUUGCUGGCUCCCCUUACACAGAGAUUGUUACUCAGGCUCUUCGUCUGCGGUAUCAGCUUCUGCCUGCUUGGUACACUGCUUUUCAUGAGGCUCAUACAAGCGGCGCUCCCAUCAUCCGACCCAACUUCUACGUCCACCCUGACGAUGAGGCUGGUUUCGCGAUCGAUGACCAGUUGUACAUCGGCUCUACUGGUCUGUUGGCCAAGCCAGUCACCAAGGAGGGUGCUGAUAGCGUCUCUGUCUAUAUUGCAGAUGACCAGCCUUACUACGAUUACUUCGACUACACCACGUACCAAGGCAAAGGUCACCAUACCGUCCCUGCCCCUCUAGAGAAGAUUCCUCUUCUCAUGCAGGGCGGCAACGUCAUCUCGCGCCGCGACCGUCCCCGUCGCUCCUCAGGCCUGAUGAAGUAUGACCCAUUCACGCUCGUCGUCGCUCUUGACAAGGACGGCAACGCAGACGGUACCCUCUACCUUGACGACGGCGAAACCUUUGACUACGAAAUGGGCGCUUUCAUCCACCGCCGCUUCAACUUUGACGGCCCCCGCCAGGUCUUCACAUCGUCUAAUCUCGACACGAGCACCAAACGUACCGUCAAGUACGAGAAGUACGUCAAGACCAUGGAGAAUGUGCGUGUAGAAAAGAUCAUCAUCGUUGGCGCGCCAAAGGCUUGGAAGGAUAAGCAUGAGGUCGUCGUCAUGCAAGAGGGUGAGAAGGAGACACAGAGGAGGAAGCCUGUGCCUAUUGAGUACCAUGCCGCUGAGGGCAAGAAGGCGGCGUUUGUGAUUGUGAGGGAUCCCAAGGUUUACAUCACGAGAGGGUGGAAGGUGGACUUUGGCGACAAGGGAGCCGGGCAUGAGGGGCAUGGACAUGCGCACUAA
Pyrenophora tritici-repentis Pt-1C-BFP is the source of this 3201-nucleotide messenger RNA. Lineage: Eukaryota; Fungi; Ascomycota; Dothideomycetes; Pleosporales; Pleosporaceae. The record is from RefSeq and is a predicted model, not a curated record.